CUUUCGUGGAAGGCAGUGCACAGCAUCGCGUAGCCAUGUGUGUAUGUACUGUCCAAGUACAUCUUACUUGAUCUGAAGUCAACCCAUCAUAAUCCUCUUGGAAUUGGUGUUUUGAACUUGCAGACAGACAUCCUCUCAACAUAGCCGGCGAGUCGGAACAACGGGUGCUGAACACCAAUCCGACGAGUUUCAAAGCGGGCUACAUAUCAUAACAUCAUUCAUCUGAGGUCGAGCCUGCCAAUCCACUAUGGCCGAACCUGUCCCGCCUCCACCCGCGGCACCGCAAGCGGCCGAGGCCACGUCAUCCACCCCGAAGGAAAGCCGACUACGGGCCCGAUGGAACCGUCUCUCAUCAUCCCGAGUAGGCUCUGGAGUUCGAUUUGCUUAUAAUUGGAGAAGGCCCCUACUCUUAGGAUUCAGUGCAAGCUUUUUUAUCAGUCGAUACUAUUAUGCCAAGUAUCAAAAGGCCAAAAGGGAUCGAAUCGAGCCAGGUACCUAUCUGGUCUGGAGGCUGUACGAUGGGGCUAUUGUUGAAUACCCCUCAAACCAGACGAACUUGAGCAUGAUAUUGGGCUCAAGUGGAGACGGAACUGAACCGCCUCGUAUAAUGACGUUAUAUGAGGCUAUCCGAACUCUCAAGUUUGCCGAAAACGACGAUCGAAUCAUCGGAAUCAUUGCGGACAUGUCAUCCACAAAUGCACCGUCAGUCAAUCAAGACAUUCCUCUAGGUCUAGCCCAAAUUGAAGAACUGCAGAAUGCUCUACUCGACUUGAAGAUCUCCAAACAGAGCAGCUUGGGAGCUGGGAAAUUCCGGACAGUCGCUUUCACCGAGACCUUCCGGAGUCAAGGUGAAUAUACUAUGGCUAGCGGCUUCGAUGAGAUUUACUGCCAGCCAACCGGCGAAAUACCUCUUGUUGGAAUCAACAGUACCGUUACAUUCUAUUCAAAGCUACUCAAUUGGCUAGGGAUCAAGGUCCAUGCUGAAGCAAGGACAAAAUAUAAAUCGAUGGUAGCUCCAUAUACCCAAGAGGAAUUCUCGGAACCCCAAGCAGACAACCAUCUGGAGCUUCUGGAUGGUCUCAAUACCAACAUGCUCACGAUGAUUGCCCUGAACCGAUUCGCCUCUGAAUUGCCCGAAGAGCCCGAUGAAUCAGCUUACAACAAACUGGUCGAGCGAGUGAAAGGGUAUGCCAAGCGCGGGCCUCUGAUGGCCAAAGAGGCCGUAGAACUCGGAUUACUCACCGGGACGAUGUACAAAGAAGAGCUGCUUUCCAAGAUCAUCUUAGGUGAGAACCCACUCGUAUUAGACGAAACUGACCAAGAGAUCCAUGGAAAAGAAAGGCAAGUCAUUCUCAAGGAAGCUUUGAAGGCUCAAACGAAAGGCUUUCAUCACUACCACAAAAUUAUGGAUCAGCUAUCAGAACGAAACAACGAGGAAGGCAUCUUGAACGUUGGUGUAGUUUAUGUUCUAGGAACAAUCGGUGAUAUGGGAGAAUUUGGCACGAGUGCUAUAGUCAAAGGUUUGCACGAGGCUGCUGACGACGAUUCGAUUGGCGCAGUUGUCCUUCGGAUCGAUAGUGGGGGUGGCGGCGUAGUGGAAAGUGACACAAUUUGGGGUGCUGUGAAAGCCUUGAAAGCGAAAGGAAAAGUGGUCAUCGCGAGUUUUGGAAACGCAGCUGCCAGUGGAGGUUACCUUAUCGCAACUCAUGCAGACAGCAUAUUCGCAUCCCAAUCGACGAUAACUGGAUCGAUUGGAGUAGCUUCUCUUCGACCGACCGUCACCACUUCUUUCUUGGAUAGACUCAAGCUGACGACGCAGUCUUUUUUCACUGGCUCGAACGCACUCUCCCUCUAUCAUGAGCUGGAAGGCGAACAGAUGGAACGACAUAAAGCGCACAUUGACUCGGCGUAUCACGAUUUCAAAGAACGAGUGUGUGAGGGCCGGAACAUAUCCCCUGAGCUAAUUGAGGUCCUUGCGGGAGGACGGGUGUACACGGGGCAAAGCAUGUGGGAAUUGAAUGAAAAGUUGAAUGUGACAUCCACGACACUUGAUGAAGCUCAAGCACCUCAAGAAAGCAAGGAUGAAAAACCAUCGGCGGAGGAAGCUGUCACGGCCACUCUUGAAGAAACCCCCAAACCUGAUCAAUCUAACACGACUCCGAUAUCGACAGAACUCUCUGCUAACGCUUCCGCUAACUCAUCGCCCACGAAGAUUGAUGAAGAGGUGCAAGCACUUCUUGCGCCUCAAGGCUCACAAACUGAGAUUACGGUCAAUUCCUCGUCGGACGGCCCGCUUGGUCGUGGGAUCAUUGAUGGCAUUGGUGGAAUUAGGGAGGCUGCUAUCGAAGGUGCCGAGGCAUAUCUCAACAGAUUAAUCAAACAAACAAGAGAAGAACAUCCAGAGAAGAGUCAGGAAGAGAUCAUGGAAGAGGUAUUACCCGGAGUCCCUUAUGUCCCACACGAUGAUGGCGCGGCCACGUUGAGCUUCGAUAUCCGAUUGAAGAAGUUCCCAGUUCAUAAGACAUUUUGGCAACAAUUGACAGAGGCUUCAAAGCGAGACGGGAUCGACAGUCCGGUUGGCUCGGUUUUCUCGUUCGUCAAGCAAUCGUUUGGCAAUUGGGUGGCUUCGACGGUGAUCAACCAAAUCGAGACAGAACUGAGCAACUCCUUUCAAAUCAAACCCUCCCAGCUCAACGAACUCAAGCAUCUGACUCGCCUGCUUCGGCGCCAAAAUAAUGGUAGUUCUAUCGAUGCCUCCAUGUACCCUUCGAGCUUCCAGUAGUACUCCUAAUGUGAUAGAUCCCUCUCCGUUUUCUUUUUUCUUUCUCUCUCUCUCUUCCCAUCUUGUCGAAAAAGAUAUCAUUGGUUGAACUUGCUUGGGUAAAAGUUGUAUCUUACCCUCGGCAGUGAAUCUAGACCACAGAGGAACGUCGGGAACACUCAUCCGCAUCUUGAUUUACGGUGUUUUUCUUUUCUUUUCAGUUUUUUGUUUGUUUGUUUUCUUCAAGUCUUGAAUCGGUCGUUCAUAUCUGUCGUUUUUUUUUUCAAUCAAAAUGAAUAUAAUAAAACAAGAUAAGAUAAGAUAAAAACAAC
This is a messenger RNA of Puccinia graminis f. sp. tritici CRL 75-36-700-3, 3093 nucleotides long. RefSeq lists its product as uncharacterized. Lineage: Eukaryota; Fungi; Basidiomycota; Pucciniomycetes; Pucciniales; Pucciniaceae. Gene Ontology annotation, molecular function: peptidase activity. The transcript is spliced from 14 exons. Gene Ontology annotation, biological process: proteolysis. The record is from RefSeq and is a predicted model, not a curated record. Bases 248 to 2782 code for a protein of 844 amino acids.